AACCAUUUUGAUGUUUCUUUCUUUGGCGAAUAUCGACACAGCAUUCGGUACUUGAAAAGCAAAAACAAGAUUGACAGCCCCGUCACAGUCACUCUGUGUGUUUUUGUGUGUCUUCUGAAGGUUAAAAGAGAAUAGUGAUAAUGGCAGAGACAACAAUUUAAAAUCAAAAGCUGAAAAAUUGCUACAAAACACACCCAGUGACUGAAAAGCAUGAACCCAUCAUCAGACUCUUCAUCCUUCUCCUCCUUUAUCUUUUCUUUUCCUUUCUUGGGUCGGUUUGUUCCUUCUUUAUGAUGUUGAUAAUAUAUUAUUGGGAUUCUGUAAUCAUUCCACCUGUUAAUCUCCCUUCUUUUUGUGCUUUUUGAUGCUUUACAGUUGAUAUAUCAAACACCCUUCACUCCAUUUUUCAAUCUUUUUCUUUUUUCUAUCAAUUCUGCUAUAUGUUCUUAGGGUUUCAAGAAAUGUUGAUCAACAUUCAACGGUAAGGUUCUUGCUUUCUUGUGAUUUUGUGUUUAGGGUAUUCUUUUUUGGUGUUGUUGGGUUCUUAUUAGCAUUCAAUUAUAGCGUUUUAGUUACAACCCACCAAGAAAAAUGAAGAAAGAGACUCUUUUCUUGAAAAUUGUUUGAGAAUUUCUUGAAAAUCUUUUGUGGGUUCUUAAUUAACAUUCAGUUAUAGCAUUUUAGUUAAAACCCACCAAGAAAAAUGAAGAAAGAGACUCUUUUCUUGAAAAAUGUUUGAGGGUUACUUGAGAUCUUUUGUGGGUUCUUCUCCAUCUUUUCUGUUUCGCCAUAACUUCCAUAUCUUCUUUUGAAUUAGUUUAGCUUUUGAAGUUUAAUGAAAUGGCGGAAAUUAGACUAACAAAGGUAGAACAAGGGCACACCAAGAUUAGAAAUGUGCCAAUAGCUGUAACCCCAGAAGGAUUUUGGUGUUGUCCUUCUCCUGUUAUGUUUCAGAAAACCCUAAAAACACAACACCACCACCCACUAAACAAACCCAAAUCAUCAUCAUCAUCAUCUCCACCUAUCAAGACUUCUUCUGAUCACAAGAAACAUUCUCCUGAACUUGAUAAAAAACCAUCAUCACGUGCCUCUUCAAAAUCAGAAACUGUUCUUCCUGAUGAUCAAAAGAAAAAUGGUUUUGAACCACCUGCUCUUGGUGCAUCACUUGUGGCAGAGAGGACAGGAUCAAGACCCAAUCAAGAAAAUUUGCCAAGAAAGGUAUCUAUUGAAUUUGGUGAAUCUGGAACAGGUGAUUUGAAAGUAGUGUUAAUGGGUAGACAAGGGUUUAUUGUGAAGUUAAGUGUUCACAAGAGUGUUCUUGAGGAAAACAGCACAUUUUUUGCUGAGAAAUUAGUGGCAAAGAAUCCCAGUUUCCAUUGUAUUGAAGUUGAUGAUUGUGAGGAUGUUGAAACAUAUGUUGAGACUGUGGGCUUGAUGUAUUGCAAAGAAUUGAAGCAGAGGUUGAUCAAGCAAAGUGUUUCAAGAGUUCUUCGUAUCCUUAAGGUUGCAGAGCAGCUUGGGUUCAAGAGUUGCAUGGAAUCAUGCUUAGAUUUCUUGGAAGCAGUCCCUUGGGUGGGAGAGGAAGAAGAAGAGAGGGUGGUGUCAUCCGUUUUACGUCUUCAAACCGAAGGGUUCGGGGUCAGCCCGAUACUAAAACGUGUGGCCUCAGAUGUUUCGAAACCCCCGAAAGACACCCUCUCUCACGUGCUCCAACUCGUGCUAAAAAGCAACGAAGAAAAAGGGCGUCGAGAAAUGAAAUCCAUCGUCUUAAAGCUUCUGAGAGAAAACAACAAAUCUCUUCCGAAUUGUAGCUCAUCGAUCUCCGGAGACCUCUGUAACACCACCAUUUACGCUUCGUGUAGAACCUGCUUGGGUUCGUUGUUGUUUCUUUUCCGGCAAGUGGCUCAGUCGGAGUUUGCAGAACAACCGAUAGAAGUCAAGAAUCCGGUGGUCAAACAGAUGGCAUUGGAGGCCGAUAAUCUCUCGUGGUUACUUGAUAUAUUAGCCGACCGACAUGGAGCCGAUGAGUUUGCGGUCAUGUGGGCUAGCCAACAAGAACUGGCUGCGCUGCACCCUCGGGUUCCUAUAAUGAACCGCCACCACAUUAGCUGCAUAACCGCCCGGCUAUUCGUCGGGAUAGGAAGAGGCGAACUAUUACCCUGUAAAGACACCCGCCAUUUGUUGCUGAAGACAUGGCUACAACCAUUGAUCGAUGACUACAGCUGGUUACAACACGGGUGCAAAUCAUUUGAUCGGAAGGUCGUGGAGGAAGGGAUCGGAAGAACUAUAUUAACACUCCCGCUCGAGGAUCAGCAGAUUAUUUUGCUUGGGUGGUUGAGUAGUUUCUUGAAAGCGGGGGACAACUGCCCGAAUCUUCAAAAAGCGUUUGAAGUAUGGUGGCGGAGGACGUUCGUUAGACCGUACACGGAACAAGGGAACACGACACAACCGUCGUCGGAUUAGCGAAUCUUGUGAACGUGGAGGGCUGUAACGGAUAUGUGCAACGGUGUGGAUUUUCGUUUAUCGAUUGUUGUUUGAAGAAUUGCGAUGUUUAGUUGGCGUGUUACUAAUCGAACUUUUAAUAAUAUAUAUAUAUAGCGUAUAUGAAGCUUAAUUGUGUAUGUAUGUUAAAAAUGAAUAUGAGAAUUAAGGCCUACAAUAUAUCUGAAUUGUUUUCUGCU
Molecule: messenger RNA, 2681 nt
Organism: Cynara cardunculus var. scolymus (artichoke)
Lineage: Eukaryota; Viridiplantae; Streptophyta; Magnoliopsida; Asterales; Asteraceae
Product: BTB/POZ domain-containing protein At3g50780
Exons: 2
Coding region: 841-2463 (540 amino acids)
Source: RefSeq, a predicted model, not a curated record